Molecule: messenger RNA, 2457 nt
Organism: Aspergillus aculeatus ATCC 16872
Lineage: Eukaryota; Fungi; Ascomycota; Eurotiomycetes; Eurotiales; Aspergillaceae
Product: putative nucleosome remodeling complex ATPase subunit (Snf2h)
Exons: 6
Biological process (GO): positive regulation of transcription by RNA polymerase II
Cellular component (GO): nucleus
Molecular function (GO): DNA binding; ATP-dependent chromatin remodeler activity; ATP binding
Source: RefSeq, a predicted model, not a curated record
GUCAUCGAUGACAUCAAAAGACGUCGAAAUAACUUCCUUCGAGCAAAGAGAGACCUCAUCCUUCCUCUUCUAGACAAUGUUCCCGACGUACUGAGGAAUCCUGAACAUCACGGGCAACCAACGAUCGAGCAGCAGCAACAACUGACUUCUCAGCCGAGAGGGUUGCGGGCAACCCUAAAACCAUACCAGCUUGACGGUCUCUCGUUCCUCAUGUACCUUCGACGAAACGGAAUGGGUGGAAUUCUAGGCGACGAGAUGGGACUCGGCAAAACUUUGCAGACAUUGACGCUCUUUGCACAUGUCACGGAGAGUGAACGAGCGUCUUGCACCAACCCUGCGCCAUUUCUGGUUGUUUGCCCUCUGAGCGUCUUGGAUACUUGGAUGACUGAAAUGACAAAGUGGACUCCGAACCUCACUCCCGUCAAGUUUCAUGGGAACCGCAAUCAGAGAGCCAUAGUAAAGAAGAUCUUCUCGAAGAAGCAAGGCAAGGAGGGCUGCUUCAAAGAGGAUGUCAGAAGUACAGUGCUAAUCACCUGCUACGAGACGUUGAUGACGGACAUCCUCUGGUUCCGGAAGGUGGCAAUCUGGAAGUAUGUUGUACUCGACGAAGGCCAUCGGAUCAAGGACAGCAACUCCAAGCGGGCACAGGCUAUGGGCAAGCUUCGUGCCGAAUAUAAGCUCAUACUCACAGGUACUCCGAUUCAAAACAACUUGGGCGAAGUGUGGUCGCUGUUGCACUGGCUUUUCCCCGAAGUUUUCACACUGUCGUCGGCUAAGCUGUUCAAGGACGCAUUUUCGCUGAACGAGGGCAAAUCCGAUGCUGCCUUCUCAACUCAUAUCAAGGGGUUUCUCAACCUCAUCAUGUUGCGACGACUGAAGGACUCUCCGCAAGUCGGAAUCAAUCUGCCACCCAAGCAGGUUGUCACACUCGCUGUGCCGCUUUCGAAGCUACAACACUCUCUGUAUAUGAAAGUGCUGACAGGACUAGACGAAGCACUCGGUGAACCAGCGGCCAAACGGAAAUGGAAGAUAUCGGAUAAUGUUCUCAUGGAACUACGAAAGUGUGCCAUUCACCCUUGGUUAUUGAACAACGGCCCAGAAAAUUCAGACGACCAUGUUAGCACCCUCCUGUCAUGCUCAGGCAAGCUUCUUGCGUUGAGCAAGUUGGUCCGCCACUUCGUCUUCACCGAAAAGAAGAAGGUCGUUAUCUUUUCAUGUUUCGUCAAGGCUCUUGAUAUUUGCGAGGAGCUCUUGGGAAUCCUGCAGAGACGCGGUCUCUUCGAACAUGUCAGGCUUGACGGAAGUACUUCUCGAGCUUGGCGCAGGCUCUGUGUCCAUCUCUUCAACAACCUUCCCCAGUUCAUGGUCUUCCUAGUAUCGAUUCGGGCCGGUGGCGAGGGGCUUAACAUGGUCGGGUCUUCGGUGGUCAUCUUUUUAGACGAAGAUUGGAAUCCGCAAGUAAUGAGACAGGCUGAAUCUCGCGUGCACCGUAUAGGCCAAACGCAGCCGGUAAGGAUCUUCAGGCUUAUCUCCAAGGGUACCUUAGAAGAGCAGAUGAGCCGCCGCCUGCUCAAGAAGUCAUAUCUUUCAUCGAAGAUCAUUGAAGAGGAGCGCAUCUUCGAAGCUGGAAACGGUCAUGACUAUACCCUGACCGGGAUCGACGAGACGCCUCCGAUGCGUCUCAUUGCCUGCGAAGGUCUCCAAGAAAAUAGCUUGGCAGAUAUGAGGUCGUGGAGUUUCGAAUCUCUUCUUGACAGGUGCACUAUCAACUCGAACACGGCCAAGGACCUCGCGAACACCCCUUCCUGGUGGGAAGUGUCGGAGCGGGUGCGCACGAAUAUCUUUAAUGGGCAGAAGGUUGAGAAACUGUCUAGGUCCCAGUCAUUUUCAAACGACGCGCCCUAUUUCGCCCGCGCAGAACGUCGAAUUGGCAAAGGGCGGGUCAUCAAAAUUGAGGGUUUCGAGGUCAGCAAGGAGAAUCUGCGCAUGCAUAUCACAUCUCCAACCACACCAAAAUCACCAGGGAUUGGAAAACUGAAGUCCAUGGCAAACGAGAUCGUGAGUACAACAUGUGGGAUCUGUAAGAGGUUCGAACCUCUGGAUUGCAAAACCUGUCCUCGAGCAUAUCACUGGGAAUGUCUGCCGGAUUCGAUGAAGUCGCACACGAACGAGGCUCGUUUCAGUUGCCCCCAUCAUGUUUGCUCGGGUUGCGAGAAAAGGGCAUCUGAGGCCGGUGGGCUCUUGUUCUGUUGUGCGAGGUGUCCGCUCGCAUUCUGCGAAGAUUGUCUCGAUUGGGAAAAAGCCAAGUUCAUUGGGAGUAACUAUGCCCUGGAAAACCUUGGAUACCACCCACACUCCUAUUUCUACAUUCACUGUCCCAGCUGUAUUGGCGGUCGCAAGCGAUCCGGCGAUGAGUUCGAUGGCACGAUUUCAAAGCGCUUGAAAUGGGGGGAAUGA